AUGGUUUUAUAUCUCACAAGAUGGCCGGUGUUGAUAAAUGUGGGAAAAGAUGAAGUGUUGCUGACAGACAAUUUGCAUCAAGGCUUCAUUGAGCUAUGUAACGAUGGCGAAGUAAGCUCAUUGCGUAUAUUUUAUUUGGAAGAUGGAGAAGGACGUCUGGAAAGGGAAUGUAUACAAAUAAGUGGUCUAGAACGAGCGGAAGAUUGCGGUAGUUUGGUAUUUCGGAUUUGCAGACUUAAAUCGGGCGCUGAUUGCAAUGAGCAUGUGCUGAUAAAGCCUGAAAGAUCUAAAGAUUGUCAUACAAUUUAUUACGCUUUUCGUUAUCUUCAGCAGAAACGUAUAGGUUGGGAUUUGAAUUAUCGGAAUAUGUCUUUGUUUAACCUGGUAAAGCGAAAGAACAGCGAGAAAGUAAUCCCACUGCGUGUGAAAAAUAGCAAUCAGAAAAGAAAACCAGUCACUUCUAUUGACAUUUAUGAGGGUUCUCCCAAUAAAAGACUUGUUCAUAAACCUGAAGAAGAAGCCAACGGUAUUUUGAUAGAUCCUUUUACCAAGCAGCAUCCUGCUGAGCUCUUGAAAGAAGAAGACAGAAUAUUAGAAAUGAACAGUGCAAUUACAAAAAGAAAUAGUCCGAAAAAGAAAAUUACCAAUUUGGACGAUACUUUUUUAUGCACCCAUAGCAAACAAUCUACAUCUGAUCUCUCAACCAGUUUCGAGCGUUUAUCGGCAGGAACAGAUGCUAUUUCACAGAAAGGAUUCCUGAAUCUUGGAAACUCAUGUUAUAUGAAUGCUGUACUGCAAGGAUUAUUUCAUGUUGAGGCCUUUAAAGAUCUGUUAAAUGUCGUGCCAGAAUCAUCAAAGGACACUAUCCUGAGCGCUUUAAACGCACUUCAAAAAAAUUAUCAAAAAGCAGCCAAUGCAAAGAAGCGGUGUUUGCUGGAAAAUGUUUUUAAAUUUCUAGACGACGAGCGAUUUGAAAUGACCGAACAAGAGGCAGCGUAUUUGAUUUUUAACUUUCAUAUUCAAAUUAUCAUUUUUCGCAUGUUAAGUUUCAGUGGGGCCGAAAAAUAA
This is a messenger RNA of Cercopithifilaria johnstoni, 1068 nucleotides long. The record is from the annotation of a GenBank genome assembly. Lineage: Eukaryota; Metazoa; Nematoda; Chromadorea; Rhabditida; Onchocercidae.